Molecule: messenger RNA, 2730 nt
Organism: Danio rerio (zebrafish)
Lineage: Eukaryota; Metazoa; Chordata; Actinopteri; Cypriniformes; Danionidae
Gene: tut1
Product: terminal uridylyl transferase 1, U6 snRNA-specific
Biological process (GO): RNA metabolic process
Cellular component (GO): nuclear speck; nucleolus
Molecular function (GO): RNA uridylyltransferase activity; RNA binding; zinc ion binding
Source: RefSeq, marked provisional
GUAGCUCAGACUCUUUCCUUCAAAGUAGCAGCACAGUCUCUCAAUGGAGCUCGACAAAGACAUCCAGACAACUCAAAAGGGAUUUCAUUGCAACCUCUGCCAUGUUAACAUACCUAACAGGCCCAGUUUGGAAGAUCAUGUUAAAGGAAAGAAACACCUGCAUCUCCUGCGCCUCAGAGCUCAGCGGAAAACUCAGGAAGAAAACAGUGUGUUUGUGAGCGGCUUUAAAGCAGACACGUCUCAGACUGAGCUGAAGGAGUAUUUCCAACAGUUUGGACUGGUGACGGAUGUGAUCAUGGACAAACAGAAGGGUGUGUAUGCCAUAGUUGAGUUUUCAGAGUCUCAGGAUGUUCAGACAACUCUGGCACAACCACAGCAUCAGCUAAAUGGACUCAAACUCCGUGUCAAACCCAGAGAGAAGAAAGAGUUCAAGCUGGCCAGCAGAGGGAAACAAGACUGCAAAAACACCCUGAUCAGCCUGGACAAACUCAACUUUGAGCUCUGCAAGGCUAUGUCUGUAAAUGAGCAGAUACAGAAAGUAGUCGAGAGUUUGGAGCUGAAAGACAACGAGAAGAAAGUGAGAGAUCUUCUAGUUCAGCUGCUGCAGGAAGUUUUCACAGAGUUCUUUCCAGAUUGCCAGAUUGUGCCCUUUGGCUCGUCUGUGAACACCUUUGGGCUUCACUCCUGUGAUCUUGAUCUGUUCCUUGACCUUGAGAACACCAAAGUAUUUCAAGCUCGUGCAAAGUCUUCAGAACAGACAGGAGAGAACCAGUCCGAGGAUUGCCGUUCUGAAGACUCCAUUUUGUCUGACAUUGACCUGUCCACUGCCUCUCCUGCUGAAAUUUUGGAGCUGGUUGCUGUUAUUUUGAGGAAGUGCGUUCCUGGUGUUCACAAAGUACAGGCGCUCAGCACUGCUCGACUUCCUGUGGUCAAGUUCAGUCACAAGGAGCUCAACCUCCAAGGAGACAUCACCAUCAACAACAGAUUGGCAGUAAGGAACACAAAAUUUCUGCAGUUGUGUUCAGGUAUCGACUCCAGACUCCGACCCUUAGUCUACACCAUCCGUUUAUGGGCUAAGCAGAAACAACUAGCAGGAAACCUGUCUGGCCCGGGUCCGUUGUUGAACAAUUACGCUCUCACACUGCUGGUGAUCUUCUUCCUUCAGAAUCGAGACCCUCCUGUGCUUCCUUCUGUCAAUCAGCUCAAGAACAUGGCCUGUGAGGAAGAGGAGUGUGCUAUUGAGGAAUGGGAUUGCACAUUUCCUAGCCAGCCCUUUAGUGUACCGCCCAGCAAAAACACUGAAGAUCUCUGCACUUUGCUUUUUGGAUUCUUCACCUUUUACUCCAAGUUUGAUUUCCCUGCGUCAGUGGUGUCUCUGAGAGAUGGCCAUGCGCUGCCUAUCACAGACUUCCUCAAAAGUGACAUGGAGGCGUUAAAAACUGCAGAUGCCUCUAGUCCCAAACCAAAGCGUUCUUCAGCUCCAAGACUGGGCCCUAUGAAUGUCCUUGAUCCAUUUGAGCUGAACCACAAUGUGGCAGGAAACCUUAAUGAGCGAACGCAGAAGAACUUCAAGAGGGAGUGCUGCGAGGCUGAGAAGUACUGUCGCAGUCUGCAGUACCAGCGCAAAUCAGCCAAGGGCAAAUCCUGGGGCCUCGUGCGACUCUUUGCACCGCAGAGUGAAGCUGCAGCCUCUUCACAGCCCAGAGCUGAGAAGGUUUUGGAGGUCAGCGUCCCUUUCAAGCCAGCCAGUCUCCCAGAAUCCUUGCGUGCCCAGCUGGCUUCGGCUGGGAAGGAUUUUCGGGGGCUCUGGUUUGCCGAGGUCUGCUCUGCUGUGCAUAAGGUGUUUAAUAAAAUCUUACAGUGUUCACCCACAGAGGAGACUCAAAGUUUGGACAAAACCGAUAAAAGUGGAAGUGAAAUGGAGGUAAAUAAUAACAGGAGUCUAGAAGAUACUAACAUCCAAGUGAAAGGUGAGGCUGGUAAAAAGAGGCCUCUUUCAGUGGAGGAGGGUCCAUCAACCUCCACCAUUACACAAGCGAAAAGACAAAGACUAGAUGUUGACCUGGAGCACCCAGAGCCACUCCACUGGACUUGGACUCAGAGGAGCCGUGUUUGGGCAGGCCGGCGGAAAGUGCGAAGAGAUCUCUUGAAGACCAGCGAUGAGGCAUCCAAACCUGAAGGAGGCUGUGUGGAUAUGGAGAGCAGGGUGACGCAGAGCAUUGUGGAGAAAGAGGAGAAACUUCACGAUUCGUUGGAGUUCAAAGUGGACGCUGAGGUCGUUGGAGGGAAUGAAAGCACUAAGGUUGUCCUCCGUUUCCACCCGAGCAAUGAUACUGCAGGCGUCUUUCAAGAUUUCUUCCAUUUUCUGGAGUCCUUCCUGCCUAAGAUGGCAGAGACGAUCAUGGGCAGGGCAGAGGACAUUACAGAUAUGUCGUAAUUUAGUUUUUUGUUUGUUCAAAACUUAAUUUGAUUAAAAUCUUUAUAAACUUGUGAUUUUUUAUGUAAAGCUUAAAGAUUGACUUUGUAAACCUUCUAAAAAAGAUGUUCUGAGAAUAUGAGAAUAUGAGAACAUACAUGCUUUUGUUUUUGCAUGUUUUGACUUCAGAUUUGUUUCCUGUUUGAAUUAGUUGACUUUUGUUUUAUUCCUGAUGAUUUUGGCAUGAUUGCCUCUAUAAUGUGUAUAUAAUUAAUGUGAACACUCACAUUAAAACUGACGGUUUGUAUGAUUGA